UUUGAUGCUCCGUGUUUUGGCCCCGAUCCGUGCUCCAAGUUGAGCUGUAGUUUCCAUGGCUGACCAUGGUUUGGUGCUGUUGGCUCUCUCUGUCUGUUCAACCCAGGCUGUGCAUAGCUCCCUGCGGGAUCAGAGCGCUCCCCCGCCGGGACCCUACUCUCACAUCCUCCUGCUGGGACACGGCUACAUUUCCAGCCAAGCCUGGCUUUAUUAUGUGUGUCUGCGCUGCAGCCCCGCCAGCAGUCGGAUCGGGAGGCGGAGGGAAGACCAGAGUCAGGACAAAGAAAAAGGUAGAGAGAGGCUAAAUACUACAAACAUUUGACUGAUUUCAGGAUUUAAAAACGCAAAACCCCAAGGGGUGAAAAUGCUGGGUAAGGUUGCAUUACCCAUGCCACCUUCUGAAAAAUAACGGACGAAGGGAGGUUCGGUGUUCGCAAGAUUAGGGUGAAAAAGAGACUUAUUCCGAGAACUGCACAACAAACCCUCAAGACGAAGAGGAAAAGAAGACAACGUAACGCUUGAUUUUACGGAAUUCUAUAAUUGUAUAGUCAAUGUCAUCGUAUUUUGAUGUAUUGGCACCUUUCUAACGGCCCGAUCAGGUGUUACCGCAUGGCUGUCAUUUUGGCGUUGGCUGCCUCUUGAAACUUGGACUCUACCGAUUAAGUCGCGCUAUAGCUAAGGUGUUUAUGAACGUAAAGGAGCAAAAGAUACUGUCGUCACGGACUCCGAAAGAAAGACGCGUUAUUCUGUUAAUUCUACAGGUUGAGUCCAGCCGAAGAAGUUAAAUUGCUGGAGUAUCCGGGCGCAGCGCCUCUCCACAGCUCCAAAUUGUAUAGGCUACUCACCUCCCCUUUAACUGGACUAUAGGAUACUAUCAGAGACUUAAGUUGCCGCAUUGCAACAGGCAAAGAAGUGAAAAACACGCCAGCUGAAGUAUCCAUCUAUAUGACUAUUUUCGCAAAACAUUAGAGAUCGAUUCGAGAAGAAAAUACUUUCACAAUCCAGAGAUGUCUAGACGAAAACAGGCCAAACCGCGCUCCGUAAAAGCGGUAGAAGAGGGCGAGUCGUCGGAGUUUGCAAGGAACUGGGAUUCAUCGUCCGUCCAAACAGAUGUCCCUGCUGCGUUGGACCGCGAGGCGGCGAGGAAGGAGCGGCGUGCAGCACUAGAGGAUGGGGACCACAGUGUCACCAGCCAUGACGACCACAUUGGGGAUGAUGACCUGGACGAUGAGUCCAUCUUCACCUGCGACAACUGCCAGCAGGACUUUGAGUGUCUGGCGAAGCUGACUGACCACCGCACCAACCACUGCCCCGCAGGGCUGUGUAUGGUAGGGCCUGGUGGCCAGAGCUUGUUUGGGCAGCCCCGGGACCUGUUGAGUCUGAAGGGCUCGCUCUGCCUCCCUCCCACCGCCUCACCCAAACUCCUUUUCAACACGUGGUUUCUCUGCCUGCCCCCUCCACCCUCUGAGCCUAAUGGAAGUACAAGGCUGGGCUCGCAGGACACCGGCGUACGCAUGUCAGUCGUGAAGCAGCUCUCCCCUCUGCUCUCUACCUCCACUCGGCUCAACAUCAGAGAACAGCCUGUUGAGGUGGUGUAA
This is a messenger RNA of Salvelinus sp. IW2-2015, 1598 nucleotides long. Lineage: Eukaryota; Metazoa; Chordata; Actinopteri; Salmoniformes; Salmonidae. The record is from RefSeq and is a predicted model, not a curated record.